AGUUGUUAAAAGGUGGGGGAGUUGUUGGCAAAGUGUCGGGGUGUUUUGGGCUUCAUAGGUUUAAGCGCGGUUGAGUAACCUCGCAGGUCUUUCUCACCCGCCUCAAACCGGUUUCCGGCCCGGAAGCCUCGCCCGAGGGUUGUGGUACUCGGGGCUCCGACUCCUUCCCCGAGGUCCGUGUGACCCGCUGGUUGCCGGAGUCCCCUGCCCCUUCCCUGGAGUGAGGCCCCGUCCGGCUUCCCGGUGUCCCCGCAGAGCCCCACCAUGGGCAAUACGAGCAGCGAGCGGGCCGCGCUGGAGCGGCAGGGCGGCCACAAGACGCCGCGAAGGGACAGCUCGGGGGGCGCCAAGGACGGGGACAGGCCCAAGAUCCUGAUGGACAGUCCCGAGGACGCCGACCUCUUCCACUCCGAGGAAAUCAAGGCUCCAGAGAAGGAAGAAUUCCUGGCUUGGCGGCAUGAUCUGGAAGUGAAUGAUAAAGCCCCUGCCCAGGCUCGGCCAACAGUAUUUCGAUGGACGGGGGGCGGAAAGGAAGUUUACUUAUCUGGGUCCUUCAACAACUGGAGUAAACUUCCCCUCACAAGAAGCCACAAUAACUUUGUAGCCAUCCUGGACCUGCCUGAAGGAGAGCAUCAGUACAAGUUCUUUGUGGAUGGGCAAUGGACACAUGACCCUUCUGAGCCAAUAGUAACCAGCCAGCUUGGCACAGUUAACAACAUCAUUCAAGUGAAGAAAACUGACUUUGAAGUAUUUGAUGCUUUAAUGGUGGAUUCCCAAAAGUGCUCCGAUGUGUCUGAGCUGUCCAGCUCCCCACCAGGACCCUACCAUCAGGAGCCCUAUGUCUCAAAACCAGAAGAACGGUUUAAAGCCCCACCCAUUCUCCCUCCACAUCUGCUCCAGGUCAUCCUGAACAAGGACACGGGGAUUUCUUGUGAUCCAGCUUUGCUCCCUGAGCCCAACCACGUCAUGUUGAACCACCUUUACGCGCUCUCUAUCAAGGAUGGAGUGAUGGUGCUCAGCGCGACCCACCGAUACAAGAAAAAGUAUGUCACCACCUUGUUAUACAAGCCCAUAUGAAGAGCUGGGAGCCAGCGGUGGGCCCCAGGGAACAGUGUGCACCCCCAGGCUCCACAUGUGCAUGCUUUCCACUAGAGGGAAUGGACUGUAAAUUUUUCAUUUCACACUCUUUAUAAGACAUUUCAUACCCGCCAUAGUCCUGCUUGAAGGUUUGUUCCAGGCGUGGCAGCUCCUGAAGCGCCUCCCGUCUGUAACAGUCCUCUGGGCACCCAGUGGCUUUGAGCCUCAGGGCUCACCAGAGCUGAGAACAGAGUGAGGGUACACAGAAGGUCUGUGGCCUCCAUACCACGGUGCAUGGGGACAGGUGCAGUUCUUAACAGACAUCUUCUGAGCUGGUCAUGGAGAUGCUUCUUAAGCCAAAAAUGAACCCUAGCCACUUUGCUGGUAAAAUCCGGGAAGCAGGGACCAAGGCCACACAGAAUGUCUAAUCAUAUGUCUCUCUGAGGCCACCCACUUGUCCCUGUCGAGGCCUGGCUGUGGAGCUAACAGCAAGUACCGGUCCUCUGAAAUCAAAGCAAUAAGAUGGUCUCCUGUUCUCUGCUCCAGGGAGGUAUAAUUUCUAUAGAAAUUAGAACCUGUCUGAUUUCCAGAUGAAAUUUACAAUUGUUUCUUAGGCUUCUGUGCACUAAGUACUUUUGUUGUAAACCAGAGGUGGCUGACUCUAUGGUCUUAGGGCAAUUUUAAAAUCACCCCAACUAGAAUAUAGAUCAUGUGAACUGUAUUCAGCAAUAAUCUGUUUUUAGAGCAGACUCUGAAAACCGCUGCCGGAUUUCUCCAUGAAGCCGGAUGAUCCUGAGGACUGACCACUGUUAGCUGGAGGGUUGUCCAGCUUCUUACUCUAAUCGCAGUGAGGUGACAGUGUUACCAUGAACACUUCGGAGAAGCGCCCUACCCUAGCCUGUGCCGUCUUGCUCAGGGCCUCCAUCUCCACUUAGCAAUGAAGGUGGUAGAGUUGCUCUUGCUUAUUCUGGAAGGAACUUAGAACUUGACAGCAGCCUUCUAAAUUUGUGUCGAGAAGACAUCCUUUGGACCAAAGCAAACCUCUUUACACUCAUCGUGGUUUCCGGGGAGACGCUGCAGACAUGCCCAUUAGCACAAGUUCCUGUCCCUGAGUCGGCAGCAGCUGCUAUUGUUACACCCUGUGUUCCUGCUGGGAGAUGGAGGAACGAGCUCCCUGGUUUCCAGUAUUUAUUUGGUAAACCUGAGUCUGGGAUACCCUUUUUUUGUUACUGUUUUCCAAACACUGAAUUAUUGUCACCUUGACGUACAGGUUUCAAUAAAGCUUUGUAAAG
Messenger RNA from Neomonachus schauinslandi (Hawaiian monk seal), 2369 nucleotides. It is a transcript of the gene PRKAB1, whose product is annotated as protein kinase AMP-activated non-catalytic subunit beta 1. The record is from RefSeq and is a predicted model, not a curated record. The transcript is spliced from 7 exons. Bases 265 to 1077 code for a protein of 270 amino acids. NCBI's taxonomy places the organism in Eukaryota, Metazoa, Chordata, Mammalia, Carnivora, Phocidae. Gene Ontology annotation, molecular function: protein kinase binding. Gene Ontology annotation, biological process: signal transduction. Gene Ontology annotation, cellular component: cytoplasm; nucleus; nucleotide-activated protein kinase complex.